UGGUUUCCUCGCGGAUGAAUGAGGGAUGAGAGUGCUUCACGGGGAACAGAUAGUUCGGGAGGAGACACGACAGUGAGAGAACCGAACCGACCCGACCCGACCCGUUCGUGUGAGCGCAAGGCGCACGGGACGCCGGAGCGAUGGAUGAGCGCGCGCGAGGAAUCUCAGAUGUCCUGUGGACUGAUGCCCGCACCCUCCGUGACCUCAAUCCCACUCUACCCGCUUGAAUUGCCUUUCCUUGCUCACGUAAAAACUGUAGCUCCUUCAACGCUAGCACGCCACUCUAUUCCGAUUCGCUGGCAUCCUCUCUGUCGCCUGGUUCCCCUCUCCAUGGCCAGCUUUCUAAGCUCCGUGCUCUUCCUGGUGCUCCGGACGUACGCCGCCCCACCAGAGUACAUCCAGGUGUGGGCCAGCGGGACGACGCCGAGCCCUGGAGAGUUUGGCAAUGAGACGGUCACACCGUCUCUGGUUCCCCCUCCAGGAACGAGCAAGCACACCCCUGACAGCAUCAUCAUCGGCGUUCGUAAAGGAGGCACUCGAGCGCUGCUGGAGAUGCUGGAUAUUCAUCCUGAAGUGGCGGCUGCCGCCACCGAGGUUCACUUCUUCGAUUGGGAUGAGAACUACGGCAAAGGAUUUGAGUGGUACCGGGAGCAGAUGCCGUACUCGUACCCUCAUCAGAUCACCGUGGAGAAGACGCCGGGGUACUUCACGUCUCCGUUGGCGCCUGCACGGAUACACGCCAUGAACUCUUCCAUCAAACUCCUGUUGAUCUUGCGGGACCCAACGGAAAGAGUCAUCUCGGACUACACGCAGGUCUACUUCAACCGUCUGGAGAACCACAAGCCCGUGCAUGCCAUCGAGCACAUGCUGGUGAAGAACGGCGCGUUAAACACUCGCUACAAGGCGAUCCAGCGCAGUCUUUACGACGUCCACAUGAGGAACUGGCUCCAACACUUUCCCCUGGAGCAGAUUCACAUUGUGGACGGGGACACUCUGAUUCGUGACCCUCUACUGGAGCUCCAGAGGGUCGAACGGUUCCUGGAUCUGCCACCUCGGAUCGUGGCGUCCAACUUCUACUUUAACCAGACCAAAGGCUUCUACUGCAUCCGCAGUGACGGCCAGGAGAGAUGCCUGCAUGAGUCUAAAGGACGUCCGCACCCUCCCGUCAACCGCAGCGUGCUGCGACAGCUGCGCUCAUACUUGCGGCAACACAAUCUGAACUUCUACCGACUUAUAGGACGUUCCUUUAACUGGCACUAGUGGGCGGGACCUUUAAGAACGCUCUUCACAACCAUUGACAGUGAUGUUGAGAACAGGGGCUGAUGGACGGAUCUUUUCAAGCCAUUCCCCCAUCGACACUUCUCCUAAAUGCCUUCGAGAUGCUCCCGAGUCUUUCAUGACUUUCAAAUUGUAACAGUUCAGAUGAUAUUGAAACCGAAAGAUCUUUGCCGUCAAUUGUCUUUGUUGUAACAAAGUUACCCGAGACCGAUUGUAACACAU
Messenger RNA from Xyrauchen texanus (razorback sucker), 1500 nucleotides. RefSeq names its product heparan sulfate glucosamine 3-O-sulfotransferase 1-like. Lineage: Eukaryota; Metazoa; Chordata; Actinopteri; Cypriniformes; Catostomidae. Gene Ontology annotation, molecular function: [heparan sulfate]-glucosamine 3-sulfotransferase activity. The transcript is spliced from 2 exons. Bases 19 to 1260 code for a protein of 413 amino acids. The record is from RefSeq and is a predicted model, not a curated record.